Messenger RNA from Raphanus sativus (radish), 844 nucleotides. Its product is annotated as ubiquitin-conjugating enzyme E2 20-like. NCBI's taxonomy places the organism in Eukaryota, Viridiplantae, Streptophyta, Magnoliopsida, Brassicales, Brassicaceae. The transcript is spliced from 6 exons. Bases 101 to 646 code for a protein of 181 amino acids. The record is from RefSeq and is a predicted model, not a curated record.
GAUCCUCCUCUCUCACUUACUCAUCGGAAGAAAGAAAGAAGAAGGAUCUUUGUUCUCCCUCUCUUCUCUCCUUCUUCUUCUUCUACUUUCGAUCUUUGUGAUGGCUGCCGUUAAUGGAUACCAAGGGAAUACUCCCGCCGCAGAUCCUCCGGCGUCAAACGGAUCAAAGCAAUCUGCUCCUCCGACUAAGACCGUUGACAGCCAAUCUGUUCUCAAAAGGCUGCAAUCUGAACUCAUGGGCUUGAUGAUGGGAGGUGACCCGGGAAUAUCUGCUUUCCCGGAGGAAGACAACAUCUUCUGUUGGAAAGGGACGAUAACUGGAAGCAAAGACACUGUCUUUGAAGGAACUGAGUACAGACUCUCCCUCUCUUUCUCCAAUGACUAUCCUUUCAAACCUCCCAAGAUCAAGUUCCAGACUACUUGCUUCCACCCCAAUGUUGAUCUCCAUGGCAAUAUCUGUUUGGACAUUCUUCAGGAUAAAUGGUCAUCUGCAUAUGAUGUGAGGACAAUACUACUAUCGAUUCAGAGCCUUCUGGGAGAACCGAACAUCAGCUCACCAUUGAACACUCAAGCAGCUCAGCUCUGGAGCAACCAAGAAGAGUAUAGGAAGAUGGUUGAGAAGCUCUACAAGCCUCCCAGUGCAUGAUUUCUUCAACCUGCUCUGUUUAAUAAAUCUCGCUUGCCGUUGGUCAUAUAUCACAUUAUAUGUUUUCCCCGAAGAAAGAAUAUGUCUUAUUCAUUUGCUUUCUUUGUUUAUGAUCUGAUCAUCAACAGAUUUAUCUGUAACCUUUGCCUUUGAUUAUCACAUAACAUGGUUUUCCAUAAGAAAGAGUGUGUUUAUUCG